This is a messenger RNA of Kazachstania africana CBS 2517, 1488 nucleotides long. RefSeq names its product putative glucokinase (gene EMI2). Gene Ontology annotation, cellular component: mitochondrion; cytosol. The record is from RefSeq and is a predicted model, not a curated record. NCBI's taxonomy places the organism in Eukaryota, Fungi, Ascomycota, Saccharomycetes, Saccharomycetales, Saccharomycetaceae. Gene Ontology annotation, molecular function: D-glucose binding; fructokinase activity; ATP binding. Gene Ontology annotation, biological process: glycolytic process; glucose 6-phosphate metabolic process; intracellular glucose homeostasis. The transcript has a single exon. Bases 1 to 1488 code for a protein of 495 amino acids.
AUGUCAUUCGACAAGUUACACAAAGAAGCAGAAGGAGUUUUACUCGAGGAAGCUGGUAGGAUAUCUAAGCAAUUUGAAAUCACCUCUGAGAAGCUUCAUGAAUUAACACACUAUUUCAUAGACCAAAUGGACGUUGGGUUGAAUGCCGCCGCUACACGUGAAGAAAGAGGUCUCCCAAUGUGUCCUUCAUACGUUACAGGCACUCCGAACGGUACAGAAACCGGUACCUUCCUAGCUGCAGAACUUGGUGGAACAAACUUCAGAGUAUAUUCAGUCAAGUUGAACGGUGAUCACACAUAUGAGAUCGAGCAGUUAAAAUCCAAGAUACCUGAAGAAUUACUAGAUGAACCAACUUUAUCUAGUGCCGAUUUAUUCAGCUACAUGGCCAGGAGAACAAAAGUCUUCAUGCAUAAAUAUCAUCCCGAAGUAUUCGAAAAGGGCUACGGGAAAUCAUUGAAACUAGGGUUCACUUUCUCUUAUCCAGUCGAUCAAAAUAGCUUAAAUUCAGGUACUUUGCUUAGAUGGACUAAGGGUUUUAAUAUCAAGGAUGCUGUGGGAAGUGACGUUGUGCAAUUAUAUCAGGAUCAAUUGGACGAUUUAGGUCUUGACAUGAUCAAUAUUGUAGCUCUGACAAACGAUACAAUCGGUACCUUUCUAUCUCUAUGUUAUUCCUCUGGUUCUCCAGAAUCUAUAAAGAAAGGUGAAAUUUCACAACCUGUCAUCGGUGCAAUCUUUGGUACAGGUACAAAUGGUUGCUACAUGGAAAAAGUGACAAAUAUAGGUAAAUUGUCAGAAGAAACAAGAGAAAAGUUAAUAAAUGAAGGAAAGGAAGAGAUGUGCAUAAAUACGGAAUGGGGGUCAUUUGAUAAUGAUUUGAAAUACUUGCCUACGACAAAAUACGAUAUUGAUAUUGAUCAAAAAUUUUCGAAUAAUCCUGGUUAUCAUCUUUUCGAAAAGAGGGUAGCCGGUAUGUUCCUUGGUGAGAUCUUAAGAAAUGUGCUAGUCGAUUUACAUGACCGUCAUUUGAUCUUGAAUCAAUUCAGGACACAUGAUCAAUUACCACAUAGGUUGAAAACCCCAUUUGAAUUAUCAAGUGACGUAAUGGCAAGAAUUGAAAUUGAUGAUUCUUCAACGUUGAGAGAAACUGAACUAUCCUUUUUACAAAGACUAAGAUUACCAACAACAUUUAGUGAACGUAAAGCUAUUCAAAUGAUUGUCCGUGCCAUUUCAAGAAGGUCCGCAUAUUUAGCUGCUGUACCAAUGGCUGCCAUCUUGAUAAAGACUGGCGUUUUGAACAAGAGAUAUCAUGGAGAAGUAGAAAUUGGCUGCCAUGGUGCAAUCUUUGAGUUUUAUCCAGGUUUCAGGACAAUGUUAAGAGAAGGACUUGCAUUGACUCCAAUUGGAUCAGACGGUGAACGUAAAAUUCAUUUGCGUCUCACUAAAAACUCAUCAGGUGUAGGCUCUGCGUUAUGUGCACUAGUUGCUUAG